AUGGUCAUCGGCCUCAUGGCCGGCGCCGUCGUCCUUGCCUCCGUGUCCAUCGGCUGGGCGCAGGGGAGGUGGAGGCGGGACGGCAGGAUCAGGAGGCGCGACGACGCGGAGCGGGACGAGAUGCUCGAGUCGUCGGCCGACGACGGCCAGGACGCGUCGUCGUCGGAGGGCAGGCUCGUGGUCUUCGAGGGCGGCGAGCACCUCACGCUGGAGGAGGUGCUCAACGCGACGGGGCAGGUGGUGGACAAGGCCAGCUACUGCACGGUGUACAAGGCGAAACUGGCGAGCGGCGGCGGCAGCAUCGAGCUGCGGCUGCUGCGAGAGGGCAGGUGCAAGGACGCCGCGUCGUGCGCGCCCGUGGUGCGCCGCAUCGGCCGCGCGCGCCACGACAACCUGGUGCCGCUCAGGGCCUUCUACCAGGGGAGGCGCGGCGAGAAGCUGCUGGUGUACGACUACUUCCCCGCAGCAGGACGUUGCAGGAGCUCCUGCACGGCGGCGGGCGGCGAGCCCGCGGCGGGGCGGCCGGCGCUCACCUGGGCGCGGCGGCACAAGAUCGCGCUGGGCGCGGCGCGCGCGCUGGCGUACCUGCACGCGGGGCAGGGCGAGGCGCACGGGAACUUGCGCUCGUCCAACGUGGUGGUGGACGACCUCUUCGUGGCGCGCCUGGCGGAGUACGCCGUGGACCGGCUGCUGGUGCCGGCGGCGGCGGAGGCGGUGCUGGCGGCGGCCAAGGCGGACGGCUACAAGGCACCGGAGCUGCACUCCAUGAAGAAGUGCAGCGCGCGCACGGACGUGUACGCGUUCGGGAUCCUGCUGCUGGAGCUGCUGAUGGGGAGGAAGCCGUCGUCGUCUUCUGCAGGUGGAACCGGAAAUGGAAGGGCGAUGGACCUGCCGUCGGUGGUGAAGGUGGCGGUGCUGGAGGAGACGGCGCUGGAGGAGGUGCUGGACGCGGAGGUGGUGAAGGGGCUGCGGGUGAGUCCGGCGGAGGAGGGGCUGGUGCAGGCGCUGAAGCUGGCGAUGGGCUGCUGCGCGCCGGUGGCGGCGGCGAGGCCGAGCAUGGCGGAGGUGGUGCGGCAGCUGGAGGAGAGCCGCCCCAAGAACCUCCACCCGCGGUCGGCGCUGUACAGCCCCACGGAGAGCAGGAGCGAUGCCGGCACGCCGACCACCACCUAG
Messenger RNA from Miscanthus lutarioriparius, 1173 nucleotides. Lineage: Eukaryota; Viridiplantae; Streptophyta; Magnoliopsida; Poales; Poaceae. The record is from the annotation of a GenBank genome assembly.